This is a messenger RNA of Lutzomyia longipalpis, 464 nucleotides long. Its product is annotated as nuclear protein 1. Gene Ontology annotation, biological process: negative regulation of cell population proliferation; negative regulation of cell cycle; regulation of transcription by RNA polymerase II. NCBI's taxonomy places the organism in Eukaryota, Metazoa, Arthropoda, Insecta, Diptera, Psychodidae. The record is from RefSeq and is a predicted model, not a curated record. Bases 1 to 213 code for a protein of 70 amino acids. Gene Ontology annotation, cellular component: nucleus. The transcript has a single exon.
AUGUCCGAAGUUCAUUUUGACGAAUACGAACACUACAAUUUUGACCACGAUAAGCACAUCUUCUCGGGACAUAGUGGCAAGCAGAGAUCCAAGAAGGAAGCCAGCACACAUACAAAUCAUCACGAUCCCAGUGGACAUUCACGAAAGAUCUUGACAAAAAUGAUGAAUACUGAGAACAACAGGAAGGAAACACCUGCCCCAAAGAAGAACUGAAAUCACCACCUUAAAAAAAACUUGUGCGUGAACACAAAAGUUUUGAGACUUUUUUUUCCUUUAUGUGUCUUUAUCUCUUGAAAUAACGAUAUAAAUAUUCCACUCUAUAUGCACAUUUUUCUCUUCUGUGUGUGUUCGUGUUAAAUAAAGCAGCGAAAAACGUACAUAAUAAAAAAAAGCCCCAGGGUUAAACAAAAAAAAAGAAACAAAAUAAACAAAGUGCGAAGAGCGAAACAAAAAAAAUAUAAAAA